Lepus europaeus (European hare) is the source of this 726-nucleotide messenger RNA. Its product is annotated as cyclin-A1-like. The coding region runs from base 1 to 726 and encodes 241 amino acids. The transcript has 4 exons. The record is from RefSeq and is a predicted model, not a curated record. Gene Ontology annotation, molecular function: cyclin-dependent protein serine/threonine kinase regulator activity. NCBI's taxonomy places the organism in Eukaryota, Metazoa, Chordata, Mammalia, Lagomorpha, Leporidae. Gene Ontology annotation, biological process: regulation of cyclin-dependent protein serine/threonine kinase activity; mitotic cell cycle phase transition. Gene Ontology annotation, cellular component: nucleus; cytoplasm; cyclin A2-CDK2 complex.
AUGAGGAAGCAGCCAGACAUCACAGAAGGCAUGCGUACGAUUCUGGUGGACUGGCUCGUGGAGGUUGGCGAGGAGUAUAAACUUCGAGCAGAGACCCUGUAUCUGGCUGUCAACUUCCUGGACAGGUUUCUGUCCAGCAUGUCUGUCCUGAGGGGGAAAUUACAGCUCGUGGGAACAGCAGCCAUUCUCCUGGCCUCGAAAUAUGAAGAGAUAUAUCCGCCCGAAGUAGACGAGUUUGUCUAUAUUACCGAUGACACGUACACAAAACGACAACUGUUAAGAAUGGAACACCUACUCUUGAAGGUCCUGGCUUUUGAUCUGACAGUACCAACCACCAACCAGUUUCUCCUGCAAUACAUGAGGCAUCAGGGAGUGUGCAUCAGAACUGAGAACCUGGCCAAGUAUGUCGCAGAACUGAGUCUACUUGAAGCUGACCCAUUCUUGAAAUACCUUCCUUCACUGAUAGCUGCAGCAGCUUAUUGCCUGGCAAACUAUACUGUGAACAGGCACUUCUGGCAAAACUGCAACCUGCUGCGGAGGCCUGCUGUGGCUCUCACUCCACAGCUUUCCUCUGAGAGGAGCGGAGAUGGUCAAGGGAUGGGGUCCAGCAUGUCCAUUCAAGAGCAACAGAUCUGGAAACCUCAGGGCUCACUGUUCUGUGUGGAGGCCCUUGCAAAUCCAUCAUUGACCCCUUCAAGCAAGAGUUGUCCUUUUCCCUCUAUCUAA